Messenger RNA from Polyodon spathula (Mississippi paddlefish), 2263 nucleotides. RefSeq names its product myristoylated alanine-rich protein kinase C substrate a (gene marcksa). Gene Ontology annotation, molecular function: actin filament binding; calmodulin binding. Gene Ontology annotation, cellular component: plasma membrane; cytoplasm; actin filament bundle. Bases 285 to 1157 code for a protein of 290 amino acids. Lineage: Eukaryota; Metazoa; Chordata; Actinopteri; Acipenseriformes; Polyodontidae. The transcript has 2 exons. The record is from RefSeq and is a predicted model, not a curated record. Gene Ontology annotation, biological process: actin filament organization; central nervous system development.
UUUGGGAACUUGGGCGUUGGACUCCGCAUCUUAUUAGCAACAAGGGAGAUUUCUCCAUUUUCCACCCUGUCUACAGCAACAAACCUGGGAUUUUUAUUACUUCUCUCAACUUGGCAGGCGGUUUUUGUUUUAUGAGAAAUACCCAUUUUGUACUUUUCAUCAAGACUUUGAUUACUUGCAGAGUAAACUUUUAAAAGAGAGAGUCUUUCUCGCGUAUUUAAGUAAGACGCUGAAGUCUUUGUUCCCUUUUUGGAUCGGUUCAGUUUCUUUGUUGGACAGAAAGCAUGGGAGCGCAAUUCUCCAAGACCGCUGCGAAAGGCGAAAUCGCUGCUGAAAUACCGGGAGAAGCCGCUGCUGCUUCCCCUUCAAAGACCAAUGGACAGGAAAAUGGCCAUGUGAAAGUAAAUGGUGACGCCUCUGCAGCAGAAGCUGGGAAGGAGGAGGCUCAGGCAAAUGGAAGUGCCCCAGCUGAAGACAGUCCCAAAGAAGAGGCAGAAAAAACUGAGGCAGCUGCUGCCGACAAGGAAAGCACGGAGGGAGACAAGGAGAAUGCAGAGGCGGCCUCUCCCGCUGAAGGAGAGGGUUCGUCCAAGGCAGAGGAUGGGGCCACACCCUCAACCAGCAGUGAAACCCCCAAAAAGAAAAAGAAGCGCUUCUCCUUCAAGAAGUCCUUUAAGCUCAGCGGCUUCUCCUUCAAGAAGAACAAAAAGGAGACCGGAGAGGGGGCUGAGAAUGAAGGGGCAACUGCCUCCACAGAGGAGGCAAAGGAUGAGGCAGCUGUGGCACCAGAGGCCACCAGCACAGAGGAAAGCAAGCCUGCCCAGGAGGAGGCUGCACCUGCUGCUCCUUCCACCAGCACAGAGGAGACCAAGGAGGAGACCAGCUCUUCACAAGAGGCCAAAUCUGAAGAGAGUGUGCCAGAAAAGCCUGUUGUGGGGGAGACCCAGGCAGCUGCUGCCCCUGCAGCUGAAGAGCCCAAACCGCCAGCGGAGGAGAAGCCAGCGGAGGAGAAGCCAGCAGAGGCAGCUCCUGCCCCUGAAGCAAAGUCCACUGAGCAGGAAGCACUGAAAGCAGAAGAGCCCGCCCCCACACCCGCCACACAAGAAGCUCAUUCCGCGUCCAGCUCCGAGGCCCCGACUGCUGCGGCUGCAGAAUAGGGCUUGAACCUCCACAGAAAAAGAGGAAAAAAGAUAAUCAGAACUUUCGCUCCCUGUUUGUUUGUUUGGCGUGGUGCCAGGUACUGGUUUUGGAGAACUUGUCUACAACCAGGGAUAUUUUAAAGCUGUUGUGUUUUAUUUCCCCACAAAACCAUUUAAUUCCAAUAUUACCAUUCCAACUGGCAGUGAAGUCAGCGGCUUAAAAAAAUUGGUGUAGGUUUUUUCUUUUUUUUGCAUCAGUAUUAAUGUUUUUUGCAUAUUUUUUUUUUACACAAAAUGUAAACUUGUUAAUAGAUGGACAUGCCCGUGGUGUGAAGGAGGUGGUCUAAGGGGUGUCAAAUGUAAAAUGAAGUGAUGGGGAGCCACAAUUAAGUGGCAUUGUAGCUGUGCCUAAAUACGCCACAGAGGUUAGUCUUUAAGAAAAUUUAAAAGUCUUUGUGUGAAGUGUACCAUAAGGUUUACAACGGUCAUUUUUUAUUACAAGGAGAAGUCAAUUCCCAGAUGAAAUAGUUUUAGCAAGUCAUUUAAAUCCUAGGAUCUCUUUCUCUCUCAUUAGUUGUACCAGUCGGUGAUUAAGUAGAAAACAAGUUGUAUAGGCUUUAUUGUUUAUUGCUGGCUUCAUGAUCUUUAAUAAAGUGUAAUUAUGUAUUACCAGCAGGGUGUUUUUAACUGUGAUUAUUGUAUAAAUGAAAUCUUGAUAUCAAGAAGCACAUGAAGUUUGCAGCUCUUUUUCCACCCUGCUUAUUUUUGUAAAAUAAACGUCAUCCUGGAAGACCUUUUUAAAAAAAAAAAAACAAAACAAAAAAAAAAUUUAAACUCAAAGCUGUGAUAAGUGGAAUGGUUUCUGUUUAUAUACCGUGGUAUGUUCUGAUUACAGCAGGCAAUGCAGUUUCUUUUGUUUGUUUUUUCUCAGAUGAAAUGUUGUGCAGCAUCUUGUCGAUCACUUUUUUUUUUUUUUGUAAAUACUGGAGAAGCUUUGACCAAUUUGACUUAGAAAUGGAAUGUAAGUUCUCUUACAAAACAAAUUGCUAUUAAACUCCUCUGCUAAAGGUGUUCUAAUUUUCUGUGAGCACACAAAGCAAAAAAUAAAUGUGAAUAAAAUUUGA